Molecule: messenger RNA, 2805 nt
Organism: Cladophialophora immunda
Lineage: Eukaryota; Fungi; Ascomycota; Eurotiomycetes; Chaetothyriales; Herpotrichiellaceae
Exons: 4
Coding region: 1-1443 (480 amino acids)
Source: RefSeq, a predicted model, not a curated record
AUGGUGCCCAAGACCAAGAGCCGCGGUACCUGUGCAGACUUCACAUUCGUCCACAUAUCCCGUCCAGAUGACUCCAAGCAAAGAAGAACCCAAAGAAUCGUUCGGCACCAUGUCAUGGCUCGCGUUGCCGAGUCGCGGAAGAAGCGUCCAAAAUCUAUUACUUUCGAGUUGAGGCUUCCUCCAGCGAGAAUCGAUAGCGUUGCUAUGGAAGGCAACGGGGAGACAGGUGCUUAUAGGGCACAUCAAGACCUGGGCUGCUAUGAGCAUGUUCCUAAUUCGCUUCAUCCCUAUGCGUUAUUUCCUGUGGAAACCGAUGGUAGAGCCCGCCAAUUGAUCCAAUUCAUGCACAACGAGGGGGACUACCUCUAUCGACCAUUCCGACAUGAGUGGUUUGCAAUGGCCGUCAUCGAUAACACCGCAUUCUACCUCUCAUUGGCAAACGCAGCGUUGUUCUUCCACCAGAUGACUGAACGCAAAGGUUGUGAGUACAGUGACUUUGAGGAGUCCUCAAAAUAUCUCAGCUUGUGUCUCAAUCAAGUCGCUCAGAGGCUUGGAAGGGAAUCCCACAAUAUCAGUGAGGGUGUCAUCACAACGGUCCUAGGAUUUCUCUGCCAUGAUUCUACUGUCGGCAAAUGGGAUCGAUACAAUGUCCAUAUGAACGGCCUAAACAACAUUGUCCGGCUUCGCGGCGGUAUUCAAGCUCUGAAUAGCAACAUCGUCAUGUUCACCUGUUGGUUUGAUAUCCUUGGCGCCUCCGUUUUCGAUCGCAAGCCACGCUUCCCGCUUCCUCCUGGCUUCUCCGCUGCGACUUUUGGAAACAACCUUUUCUCUCAGUCUAUGCAGGAUCUCCUCGUACGGGUUCGUAAUUCCCCAGCGGGACUUGCGGACUGCGCAAUCGCCCUCGAAAAAGGGGCACAGUUGGCGGCAUUCGUGAAUGAAAAUGGGGGUGAUCCUUCGUUCUGGAAAGAUGGCGCCAGGGCGGCGAAACGAAUCACGCCGGUCCUUCAUUUUGUACUCUCAUUACGACGCCUGACCGAUACAGAUUCACCUAGCGAUAUUUCUUCGGAGGCAGUGCUUCGCGAGCUGGUCAGACUCGCCUUGCUCAUCUUGGUUGCCAGCGUGAAGCAAGCAUUUUCACUCAUAGCAGAUGAGCUCACCAUACUGCUACAGCGAUUCUCGGCUCUCGUCUCCACAGCCCCUUUUAUUGGCGCUUGCUUUCCGGAACUCAGCCUUUGGGCUAUUAUCAUGGUCGCUUCCUUGCGGUUGAACCAAUACAAUGGACUGCAUGCGGGUGCUACUGUCAACGUGAUGAGAGCUAUGAGAAUCAAAAGUGGCAAGGCUGCCGUUGAUGUCGCGAAAGGUUUGAUCUGGAUUGACGAAUUGAUGGAGAUGAGAGCCCCAAACGUCAUCGUUGCAAUUGAUCACGCUUCGUGCUUGUCCUAGGCAGAUUCAGGAGACUUGGAAUUUAGCACGCUUGCUGGUCAACUUCAAGGGAGCCGCUCAACUCUCGAACUCGCUCCGGCUUGCAAAGCGUCAAGUCUCAUCCUCCGGUAAUUCCGCCACUCGUUGAGAUGAACUGGCCAGUUAUCCAUCGACUCUUUUCCGAGGCAAGAAGAAGCACCGCAUCGGCGAUAUCGUCGACUGUUCCCAUUCUCUCUUCGGCUCUCGUGAGUGGUAUGAGGAAGUUGUGCACAGCGUCGGCAACCGGCCCCUUGGGCAGACCAUCUGCAAUGCCUCGAAGGUCAGUAUCAAGUUCAGGGAAUGACCCAAGAACCAAGAGUAGAGUCGAGGAAUACUCGCGAAACUUGAGUGAUUUUCUUGGCUGGGAGUUACUCACCUGUUGGAACAGGUCCCGGCGCUAUUGUGUUGAUCGUGAUCCCAUGUCCUCGUCCGAGCUACAACAUGACCCGUCAAUAGUCGUCUCAGAUGCUUGCGAUUGAGGGCAAUUGGGUGGAAAAGCCAUCAACAACCAAUCGACGAGGAUCCUACAUACCUCCAUUGCCAUUGCAUAUGACAGCGUAUCCAUGGCGGCUUUGGAUGCACUAUACAACGGAAUUGGCGCCAUGCCCAUUUUCGACGCAAUGGAGCCGAUGUUGAUAAUGCGCCCUCCUCGAGGCAUCACAGAAACCACGGCUUGCGUCAUGUACAGAGAGGCGAAGACGUUAACCGCGAAGGUCUUUUCCACGUCAUCUUUUGUCGCUUGCAUUACUGGGACGAUGGGACCUCCCCCUGCAUUGUUCACUAUGACACAUAAUUGAUCCCAUGUCAACUUUCCAACGAUGCGAGCCGGAAGAAAUGAGGGUAAGAGUUCCGAUUUGAGAUGCCACAUACCUAGGAUAUCGACCUUGUCGACCUGUAAAGCCUUGAGGGAGGUUUCAACAAGAUGCUUCGCUCCCUCCGGGGUCGAUACAUCUGCUCGCACAACAACGGCUCUCCCUCCGGCUUGUUCAAUCUUCUUGGCCACCUCUGCGGCGCGAGGGCCAGACGAUUCGGAGACAUAGUUGAUGACCACCGAGGCACCAUUACGCGCCAGGGCAGACGCAAUACCUGCGCCAAUGCCGUUCUCUUUGGCUGAUCCGGUAAUGAUGGCGACCUUGCCGUUUAGAGCGAGUGUGUCUGGCGACAUGACCACGAGAGAGUAGUCAACAGGGCAAUGGUGAUCCUGAGCAAGUAAGAGCGAAUGUUCUCUUCUUCUGGGGAAAGGAAAUCUGAGAGAAAUGUCUGGGAAGGACACGGUACCUGGCAGGCUACACCCUCGUUUUAUAGGCGACGUCUCCUGGAAACGGCUCUUUGUGUUCCACCGAG